AUGAUCAAGACUUACAUUCUUCUAGACAAUUUUGUGCCAUUCAACCUGUGUCUUGUGCAAAUGUACACUUAUUAUACUUUUUUAUCCCUCGAACCACUUUCCUUAUGUAUUCUUUCUUAUGACAGGUUCAUUGUGAUCUGUUUCCCUUUAAGACAGGAGUCUAUAAACACAAACACCAGAAUGGCUUAUAUAAUCAGUGCAGUUUGGUUCUUUGUUUCUACUACAACACUCUGUUGCACUUCAUCCAUUCCAACUCUCUCAUUUUGUGGCUCUCUUAAUGUCAACAGCUAUUUUUGUGAUUAUGCUCCUGUUUUAAGACUCGCUUGUAGCGAUACAACAUCCCAGUGGAAUUGUGCCACUGCUUUAACUAUACUCUUCAUUACUAUACCUUUCAUUUUUAUUUUCUCGACCUACAUGGGUAUACUGACUGCUGUAUUUAGAAUGAAAAAUAAUCAGAGCCGUUAUAAGGCGCUGGCCACGUGCACAGAGCACCUCAUAUUAGUGGCCUUGUUCUUCAUUCCUAUUUUUAUUAUCUUCAAUCUUGGAUUUUUUGGAAUGAUUAUAAACCCAAAUAUAAGAACAGUGUGCCUGUCUUUUUCAUCCCUCCUCACACCCUGCGUGAAUCCCAUCCUCUACUCAUUGAAAACUAAAGAGAUUCAAAGAAGGCUUCAUUCAUUGUUAACCCGGAGACUGUCUGUUCAUCCUCUAAAAAAUGCACAUUAA
Molecule: messenger RNA, 723 nt
Organism: Sinocyclocheilus anshuiensis
Lineage: Eukaryota; Metazoa; Chordata; Actinopteri; Cypriniformes; Cyprinidae
Product: olfactory receptor 10A4-like
Exons: 1
Coding region: 1-723 (240 amino acids)
Biological process (GO): detection of chemical stimulus involved in sensory perception of smell; G protein-coupled receptor signaling pathway
Cellular component (GO): membrane
Molecular function (GO): odorant binding; G protein-coupled receptor activity; olfactory receptor activity
Source: RefSeq, a predicted model, not a curated record